Molecule: messenger RNA, 4460 nt
Organism: Talpa occidentalis (Iberian mole)
Lineage: Eukaryota; Metazoa; Chordata; Mammalia; Eulipotyphla; Talpidae
Gene: USP8
Product: ubiquitin specific peptidase 8
Exons: 21
Coding region: 422-3772 (1116 amino acids)
Biological process (GO): protein K48-linked deubiquitination; Ras protein signal transduction; protein K63-linked deubiquitination
Cellular component (GO): extrinsic component of endosome membrane; extrinsic component of plasma membrane; cytosol
Molecular function (GO): cysteine-type deubiquitinase activity
Source: RefSeq, a predicted model, not a curated record
AGGCGCGACGCGUCGCAACGCAGUGCAAAUUGGGAAAAGGGGGAUGAGCUGGGCUGGCUUCGGUCGGGACGGAGAAGCGAAUUUUCCCUCCGGUUGGUGGGAGAUGGGCCUUCGGAAAGGAGGCCGGCGUCAGUGAAGCGCGCUGGCGCCACGAGGUGUUGCAGAGCCUACGGAAUUUAACGUUUGUUAAGAGCCCUGAUGGUUUUAGAUGAAAGGGAUACCAACUAAAGCAUGCUACUCUUUCGAAUUGCAAGCAUCCUUCGUUUUGCAUAUAUCCUGCUGCAGCCAUUAAAAAUGUCAAGUGAUAUUCGUUAAGGAAGUGUUUCUGUUCUUGCCUUGCUGUGCGACUUUGCCAUAAAAGAACUGCUUUUAAUGAAAUACAUCAUCCAUUGUAAAAUUGGAAAAAUAAAGCUUAUUCAUCAUGCCUGCCGUGGCUUCAGUUCCUAAAGAACUCUACCUCAGUUCUUCACUAAAAGACCUCAAUAAGAAGACAGAAGUUAAACCAGAGAAAAUAAGCACUAAGAAUUAUGUACAGAGUGCUCUGAAGAUCUUCAAGACAGCCGAAGAAAGCAGAUUAGAUCGUGAUGAAGAAAAGGCCUAUGUUUUAUACAUGAAAUAUGUGACUGUUUAUAAUCUUAUCAAAAAUAGGUCUGACUUCAAGCAACAACAGGACUAUGUUCAUUCUAUGCUUGGCCCAUCAAACAUCAAAAAAGCUAUUGAAGAAGCUGAAAGACUCUCUGAAAGCCUUAAACUCAGAUAUGAAGAAGCUGAAGUUCGAAAAAAACUUGAAGAAAAGGACAGACAGGAGGAAGAACAACUGCAGAAACAGAAAAGACAAGAAGCAGGAAGAGAAGAAGGUGGCACAUCAGCUAAAAGUUCUUUGGAAAAUGUAUUGGAUUCCAAAGACAAAACCCAAAAGGUUAAUGGUGAAAAGAAUGAAAAAAAUGAAACAACAGAGAAAGGAGCAAUCACAGCAGAGGAACUAUACACAAUGAUGAUGGAUAAAAACAUCACCUUGAUUAUAAUGGAUGCUCGAAGAAUGCAGGAUUAUCAGCAUUCCCAUAUUUUAAAUUCCCUCAGUGUUCCUGAAGAAGCCAUCAGUCCAGGAGUCACUGCUAGUUGGAUUGAAACAAAACUCCCAGAUGAUUCUAAAGACACUUGGAAGAAGAGGGGAAAUGUGAAUUAUGUGGUACUUCUUGACUGGUUUAGUUCUACAAAAGAUUUACACAUUGGAACAACUCUACGGAGUCUGAAAGAUGCACUUUUCAAGUGGGAAACUAAAACUGUCCUGCGCAAUGAGCCUUUAGUUUUAGAAGGAGGCUAUGAAAACUGGCUCCUUUGUUAUCCCCAGUACACAACAAAUGCAAAAGUCACUCGACCUUCACGAAGCAAGAAUGAAGAGGUGUCUAUCUCAUUGGAUUUUACUUAUCCCUCACUGGAAGAAUCAGUUACUUCUAAACCUACUGCCCAGAUGCCACCUCCUUCUAUAGAAGUAGAUGGAAAUGCAGAAUUGAUAAAUGAUCAAGAUGAGAGAAUGGGACCACUGAAUAUACCAGCUCCAGUUGAACCAAUUGCAGCUUUUAAAUCUGAUAUUCCAUCCAUAAUUCAUCCAGUGCCUAUUUUAAAGAAUAUCCCUCAGAUUGAUCGUACUAAAAAACCUUCAGUCAAAUUGCCUGAAGAUCAUAGAAUAAAAUCUGAAAGUACAGAUAAGGAACAACAGUCUCCUCAGAAUGGAAAAGUUGUUCCUGAUCGUUCAACAAAGCCAGCAUUCCCCCCUCCAACUGCCAUGUUAACAGAUGAAGAAAAAGCUUUCAUUCAUGCAGAAACUGCUCUUCUAAUGGAGAAAAACAAGCAAGAAAAAGAACUGCGAGAAAGGCAGCAAGAAGAACAAAAAGAGAAACUGAGGAGGGAAGAACAGGAACAAAAAACCAGACAGAAACAAGAAACUGAAGAAAAUGAAUUCACAGAGAGGCAACGAAAAGCAAAAGAGGAAAUGGAAAGGAGAGAAAGUGAACAGACCAGGAAAGAAGAGAAAGAAACCUCAGCAAAGAGGGGCAGAGAAAUAACAGGAGUAAAAAGACAAAGUAUUAGUGAACAUGAAACUAUUGAUGCCAAGAAGUCUGUGGAAGACAGAGGGAGGAUGUGUCCAACUCCAGAGUUGCAGAAAAAGUCCACAGAUGUGUCCCCUGCCUCUGUGACAGAUUCAAAUUCAGGCAAGGCUGUUAAGAUUAAAGGACAACCAGAAAGUGGGAAUCUAAAGACUGGAGCUUUUAGAGAGACUGUGGAGGACGCUGAAAGAAAUAAAGCUCAGCGAGAACCUUUGACAAGAGCACGAAGUGAAGAAAUGGGGAGGAUUGUACCAGGACUGCCUUUAGGCUGGGCUAAGUUUCUUGACCCAAUCACUGGAACUUUUCGUUAUUAUCAUUCACCCACCAACACUGUUCAUAUGUAUCCACCGGAAAUGGCUCCAUCAUCUGCACCUCCUUCCACCCCUCCCACUCAUAAAACCAAGCCACAGAUUCCUGCUGAGCGGGAUAGGGAACCCUCCAAACUGAAGCGCUCGUACUCCUCCCCAGAUAUAACUCAGGCCAUUCAAGAGGAAGAGAAGAGAAAGCCAGCAGUAACUCCAGCAGUUAAUCGGGAAAACAAGCCAACAUGCUAUCCUAAAGCUGAGAUCACAAGGCUUUCUGCUUCUCAGAUUCGAAACCUCAAUCCAGUUUUUGGAGGAUCUGGACCAGCUCUCACUGGACUACGUAAUUUAGGAAAUACUUGUUACAUGAACUCAAUAUUGCAGUGCCUAUGUAAUGCUCCACAUUUGGCUGAUUAUUUCAACCGAAACUGUUAUCAGGAUGAUAUUAACAGGUCAAAUUUGUUGGGGCAUAAAGGCGAAGUGGCAGAAGAAUUUGGCAUAAUCAUGAAAGCCCUGUGGACAGGACAGUACAGGUACAUCAGCCCGAAAGACUUUAAAAUCACCAUUGGGAAGAUCAAUGACCAGUUUGCAGGAUACAGCCAACAAGAUUCACAAGAACUGCUUCUGUUCCUAAUGGAUGGUCUCCAUGAAGAUCUCAAUAAAGCUGAUAAUCGGAAGAGACAUAAAGAAGAAAAUAAUGAUCAUCUUGAUGACUUUAAAGCUGCAGAACAUGCUUGGCAGAAACACAAGCAGCUCAAUGAAUCUAUUAUUGUUGCACUUUUUCAGGGUCAAUUUAAAUCCACAGUACAGUGCCUCACCUGUCACAAAAAGUCUAGGACAUUUGAGGCCUUUAUGUAUUUGUCUCUACCACUAGCAUCCACAAGUAAAUGUACAUUACAGGAUUGCCUUAGGUUAUUUUCCAAAGAAGAAAAACUCACAGAUAAUAACAGGUUUUACUGUAGUCAUUGCAGAGCUCGACGGGAUUCUCUGAAAAAGAUAGAAAUCUGGAAGUUGCCACCUGUGCUUUUAGUGCAUCUGAAACGUUUUUCCUACGAUGGCAGGUGGAAGCAAAAAUUACAGACAUCUGUGGACUUCCCAUUAGAAAAUCUUGACCUGUCGCAGUAUGUUAUUGGUCCAAAGAACAAUUUGAAGAAAUAUAACUUGUUUUCUGUUUCAAAUCACUACGGUGGACUGGAUGGAGGCCAUUAUACUGCCUAUUGUAAAAAUGCAGCAAGACAGCGGUGGUUUAAAUUUGAUGAUCAUGAAGUUUCUGAUAUCUCCAUUUCUUCUGUGAAAUCUUCAGCGGCUUAUAUCCUCUUUUAUACUUCAUUGGGACCACGAGCAACUGAUGUAGCUACAUAAAGAGAAGUAGGUUAUUAGCUAGUUAACUUUCAAAGGCUGAGCAACACAACUCUUGAAAUGCUUACAAAGAUAUUGAAUAGCUAUAGCUGGCCAUUAGGGGAAUUCUAGGACAGUGGGAACUGUCUUACUAUCACCAUAUAUUUCAGGUCAGUGCUAUUAUCAAAAAACUGACUAAUAACAUGUAACAAGUAUUGCAGUAAGCACUCCUUACAGGUACCAUUUAUUUCAAAACAACUUUUUUAGUCUGCUCCAAAGUUAAAGUAACUAGCUAAGCAUUAUUAUUCUUCGGGCCUAAAACCCAUUGUAUCCUUUAUUUUCUUUUUCACUGUAUGGCCUUUUCAUACUUCUAAAGCCCAGCUUGAUCUACUAUGAAUACUCUAGAAUGAUGAAAAGCAGAUAGGAAUGUAUGUGUAUAUAUUUAUUGCACACUUGCACAUCAAAUCGAUGUACAUAGUAUAAUACCUGGUUCAUUUUUGAAGCCUAGAACUCAGAGGAUUGCAUUUUUUUCUUUUGGCCUAUUCUGAGUAACAGCAGUGCUUUCUUAGGGAAAUGACAGGGCAAAGCUAUUUUCUGUUGGCUUUGGGCUGUAUUUGUGCACUAAAUCUUUACUCUGAAGAAUAAAUGGAAACUUUUCUUUAAUUUUUUAAAAUAAGAAUUUUCAUUUACACCUAUAUUAAAAUCUUAAUGA